GCGGAGGCGGUGGUGGUGGCGGCCGCUAGCCAGUGUAAGAUGGCGGCGGCGUUGGUGGUGGCAGUGGACGGGGCGGCUGGGCCUGGAACAGUCGGAGCAGCCGCUGGCAGAAGGAUGACUCAACACGGGAAGCGGGCUGCUGAGUCUCGCCGGCUCCCGUGCUUGUAACUGCCCCAGCCGGACACCCCCCCCUUGACCUACCCGUCCUUCAGUGAAUCUGCAGACCUAUUUUCUCAGGACCUCAGCCUGGCCUUACUUCAGUGAUAAAAGGAGGAAAGGCUGGCUAGAGCAAACAUCAUUCAAGAUGUCCAGCAAAGGGAGCAGCACAGAUGGCAAAACAGAUUUAGCUAAUGGAAGCCUGUCUAGCAGUCCAGAGGAGAUGUCUGGAGCUGAAGAGGGGAGGGAGACAUCCUCAGGCAUUGAAGUGGAGGCCUCAGACCUGAGUUUGAGCUUGACCGGGGAUGAUGGUGGCCCCAACCGCACCAGCACAGAAAGUCGAGGCACAGACACAGAAAGCUCAGGUGAAGACAAGGACUCAGACAGCAUGGAGGACACUGGCCAUUACUCCAUCAAUGAUGAAAACCGAGUCCAUGACCACUCAGAGGAAGAGGAGGAGGAAGAAGAGGAGGAAGAAGAGCAGCCUCGACGCCAUGUACAGCGCAAACGGGCCAACCGUGACCAGGACUCAUCAGAUGAUGAGCGGGCCCUAGAGGACUGGGUGUCAUCCGAAACAUCAGCCCUACCCCGACCUCGCUGGCAAGCCCUUCCUGCCCUUCGGGAGCGUGAGCUGGGUUCAAGUGCACGCUUUGUAUAUGAGGCUUGUGGGGCAAGAGUCUUUGUGCAGCGUUUCCGCCUGCAGCAUGGGCUUGAAGGCCAUACUGGUUGUGUCAAUACCCUGCACUUUAACCAGCGCGGCACCUGGCUGGCCAGUGGCAGUGAUGACCUGAAGGUGGUGGUGUGGGAUUGGGUGCGGCGGCAGCCAGUACUGGACUUUGAGAGCGGCCACAAAAGUAAUGUCUUCCAGGCCAAGUUCCUUCCUAAUAGUGGUGAUUCUACUCUGGCUAUGUGUGCCCGUGAUGGGCAGGUUCGGGUAGCAGAACUCUCUGCCACACAGUGUUGUAAGAAUACAAAACGUGUGGCCCAGCACAAGGGAGCAUCCCAUAAGUUGGCCUUGGAACCAGACUCUCCUUGUACGUUCCUAUCUGCAGGUGAAGACGCAGUUGUCUUCACCAUAGACUUGAGACAAGACCGCCCAGCUUCGAAACUGGUGGUGACAAAAGAGAAAGAGAAGAAAGUGGGGCUGUAUACAAUCUAUGUGAAUCCUGCCAAUACCCACCAGUUUGCAGUGGGUGGGCGAGAUCAGUUUGUAAGGAUUUAUGACCAGAGGAAAAUUGAUGAGAAUGAGAACAAUGGAGUACUCAAGAAAUUCUGUCCUCAUCACCUGGUGAACAGUGAGUCCAAAGCAAACAUCACCUGUCUUGUGUACAGCCACGACGGCACAGAGCUCCUGGCCAGUUACAAUGAUGAAGACAUUUACCUCUUCAACUCCUCUCACAGUGAUGGGGCCCAGUAUGUUAAAAGAUAUAAGGGCCACAGAAAUAAUGCCACAGUAAAAGGCGUCAAUUUCUAUGGCCCCAAGAGUGAGUUUGUGGUGAGCGGUAGUGACUGCGGGCACAUCUUCCUCUGGGAGAAAUCAUCCUGCCAGAUCAUUCAGUUCAUGGAGGGGGACAAGGGAGGCGUGGUAAACUGUCUUGAGCCCCACCCUCACCUACCUGUUCUGGCAACCAGUGGCCUAGACCAUGAUGUGAAGAUCUGGGCACCCACAGCUGAAGCCUCCACUGAGCUGACGGGGUUAAAGGAUGUGAUUAAGAAGAACAAGCGGGAGCGGGAUGAAGAUAGCUUGCACCACACUGACCUGUUUGAUAGCCACAUGCUUUGGUUCCUCAUGCAUCACCUGAGACAGAGACGCCAUCACCGGCGCUGGCGAGAACCUGGGGUUGGGGCCACAGACGCGGACUCUGAUGAGUCUCCCAGCUCCUCAGACACAUCGGACGAGGAGGAGGGCCCUGACCGGGUGCAGUGCAUGCCAUCCUGAGGCCUCAUACCUAGGUGGGGUGGGCUGGGGCUACCAACCCGAUCCUGCCUGGGCAACCCUUUCCUCUCCCGGGCCCUUACAUUCAGCAGAAACGCACUUUGGACUUUUUGCUUUAGAUAAAAGAAAGACAUCCCAGGAGAAGGACAAACCAGAAGGGAAUGAACCAACAGAGAGUACCUAGGAGUGGGAGUUGAGCCCUGAAAUGAGGUUCCAUGGAAAGGUGCAUAGGACUCAGCAGAAAUGGCCUCUACUGAAAGCCUCUUUUUGAGGGGGAAGAGAGGAGCCUAUUUUGUUAACUGGUUUGGGAUAGGGAAUGGGGUUUCUUUUUCUUUAAUCUCCCUUGUUUCUUGGGCAGGGGGGUGGGGGGAACAACUGGCUAUUCAGUACCAAGGAGCAAGAGUGGGGACUAAAAGUGCCACUCUCUCUUUGGUUUAGGUUUUUGACCUUUUUUUCCUUUGUUUUUUUUAAAGUCUAUGACAGUUUCAUUGUUUUCCCCCCCAACAGCCCCAUCCCAGGAUCCAGUUUUUUCUGGGAAGUCCUUAGAGUCCCUAAACAUCCCACACUCUUCACUUUCCUUUCCAUCUCAUUCAUUCUCUGUACUUAUCACAGUGUUUUGCACUUGAUUAUGUAUCCUUCACUCUCUUCUCUUCAUCCCAUCACCCCCUAAAUAGGUUAGGUGAGUGAGGUUGGGGAGAAGUGGGAGGAGGGGCAGAGGUGGAGGAAGAAUAGGAAGGAUGUUACCUCUUCUAUUAUUUAAAAAAAAGUUGUUUUGUGGCAUCAAUCUCCCUGUCCCUAUCACUGUUAGAGGCCUAAUUUUAUAUCUAUAAAUAUAUUAAAAAGCAAGUCAAACUUGGAUGUAUCAAGGUAAAAUUGUCAAAGUUUAAAUACCUAUAUAUUCUCUAUGAAUGCAAUAAAGGGACUUAAAGGAAGACCGAGCAAGAGUAAUGAUGUGGAGGUGACACCUGGGGUCAGCUCACCCUCUGUGUAUGGCCAUUAAAUAUUGGGGUUUAUCCCUUAGGUUUUAGGAGGCUCAAGAAUGGAAGGAUCCUUAGUUCUUCCCUUCCCCACUUCCUUGCCUUGGUGUGGGAUUUGGGAAAAACAGGAAAUUUCUCUCAACUCUUUGCCUCAUAUCUCCUACCUCUCCUUAAGUCUUAUGGGGGUCCCCAGGAUGGCUCUUCUAACCUGAGGCUGGCCUGUCUUUAAAACUUGACUGAACUAUGACUUCAAGAAGGGUGCCGCCACUGCAGACUCUUGCUGGUACUGUUUAUGACAGAAGACACACACAUACACACACAGAGUCUCUUACCUUUAGCUGCUUUGAUUCUUUAAGCCAUCCACUCCACGCCAGCUCCCUUCCUAAUGGAAGAGUGAAGGGAAAGACUUCCUGGGUUUGACUUUAUACCAUAUAUCUUGGUAUUGAGGAACAAGUCAGUAAUCUAAGGAUUGAUUAUGGUGGCUGGAAUUUGGGCACUUGUCCUAUCACUGGUCACUGAGUAUGAAAGUCCCAGUUGAAUUCUUGCCCUUAGAUGCUUUUGCUGCUAUUUUUUUUUUUUUUUUUUUUGUCCUCAGUUCCCACAAGAUCCAAUCAGUAAUUCGGCAUCCUGGGACAGUCCGUUUCUACUAAACCAGGCCAGGAAGGAGGGGAAAAGAGAGGAUGGUAUUCUCAGACACUCCUUCCUCCUGCCCCUUUUCCUAGCAGCUCUCAGACCAGUGGUUAGCUGCUGCACUUCCUCCCUGAGGUAGAGAAUGUGUGGUGACUGAGUGAGUGGUCUGUGUUCCUAUUGCUAGUGGGGUGAUGGGGUGGGUUGAAAACCAUGCACUCUGGAAUUUGUUGUAUUUUCUCUCAGUAAAGCUUUUUUUUUUUCCUGA
This is a messenger RNA of Lemur catta (Ring-tailed lemur), 3964 nucleotides long. RefSeq names its product DDB1 and CUL4 associated factor 8 (gene DCAF8). Gene Ontology annotation, molecular function: protein binding. The coding region runs from base 305 to 2095 and encodes 596 amino acids. The transcript has 14 exons. NCBI's taxonomy places the organism in Eukaryota, Metazoa, Chordata, Mammalia, Primates, Lemuridae. Gene Ontology annotation, cellular component: Cul4-RING E3 ubiquitin ligase complex; cytoplasm. The record is from RefSeq and is a predicted model, not a curated record.